Molecule: messenger RNA, 1071 nt
Organism: Aspergillus thermomutatus
Lineage: Eukaryota; Fungi; Ascomycota; Eurotiomycetes; Eurotiales; Aspergillaceae
Gene: CEL61A
Product: putative endo-1,4-beta-glucanase
Exons: 2
Coding region: 1-1071 (356 amino acids)
Biological process (GO): carbohydrate metabolic process
Cellular component (GO): extracellular region
Molecular function (GO): cellulose binding
Source: RefSeq, a predicted model, not a curated record
AUGAGACACGUUCAAUCCACUCAGCUGCUUACAGCACUUCUCUUUACCACACAGGCCGCAUCCCAUGGUCACGUUACGAACAUCGUGAUCAACGGUGUUUCGUACCGCGGAUGGAAUAUUGAUUCUGAUCCCUACAAUUCGGAUCCGCCGGUGGUGGUAGCGUGGCAGACCCCCAACACGUCAAAUGGCUUCAUCUCGCCAGAUGCGUACGGUACGGACGAUAUCAUCUGUCACCUCAAUGCCACGAACGCGCGCGGGCAUGCUGUGGUUGCUGCAGGGGACAAAAUAUCCAUUCAAUGGACAACUUGGCCAGACUCUCACCAUGGACCGGUCAUUAACUACAUGGCCUCGUGUGGUUCCAGCUGUGAGGCUGUAGACAAGACGACUUUGGAAUUCUUCAAGAUUGAUGGUGUUGGACUGGUGGAUGACUCAAGCCCACCGGGGGUCUGGGGCGACGAUCAAUUGAUCGCGGAUAAUAACUCGUGGCUUGUGGAGAUUCCCCCGACGAUUGCGCCGGGCUACUAUGUCCUUCGACAUGAGCUGAUCGCUUUGCAUGGAGCUGGAAGUCAAAACGGAGCCCAGAACUAUCCUCAAUGUUUCAACCUUCAGGUUACCGGAUCAGGGACCGCGCAACCAUCCGGCGUAAAGGGCACAGAGCUCUACUCUCCCACAGAUCCGGGCAUUCUGGUCAAUAUCUACAACUCGCUUUCGACAUAUGUAGUCCCGGGGCCGACUCUCAUUCCCGGUGCUGUCUCAGUCGUGCAGUCCAGUUCUACCAUCACUGCUUCUGGAACGCCUGUGACCGGCUCUGGAAGUGCCCCAACUACCAGUGCAGCGACGACCACGAAAGCUACAACAACUACUUCCACAACAUUGUCCACGACAACCAGGGCUACGACCACCAAAGCUACGACCACAACAACUACAACGGCGGCCGGCUCCACUUCUGUUCAAUCGGUCUACGGCCAGUGCGGUGGUAGUGGAUGGUCUGGUCCCACGGCCUGCUCUACCGGAGCCACGUGCAGUUCCUACAACAGCUACUAUUCCCAGUGCCUUCCAACCGGUUCCUAG